AUGAGCAAGGCAUUGAACCAAGUUUCCAGAUCACCUUUCACGCGCAAGAUUGAAGGGGUAAGACUUCCUCGGCGGUUCAACCAGCCAACAUUCACCAUCUAUAAUGGUCGAACAAACCCUGUGGAACAGAUUGGGGGAUAUGAUGUGAAGAGGGUGAUAGUGGACCAAGGCAGUGGUGCUGAGAUUAUAUACCUCGACCUAUACAAGGGGCUGAACUUGGGACCCGGGGACUUAACUACCUACGACUCACCCUUUGUGAGUUUUGAUGGGAAGGUUCUCAUUUCGAGGGGCCAGAUUAGACUACCGGUGCAGGCCAGUUCAGAAGUGGUGGAGGUGGACUUCAUCGUAGUGGAUGAUUAUUCCCCCUACACGACCAUUGUGGCGAGGCCUUGGCUUCAUGCACUGGGGACCCAAUUAAGAGCUCCGGUGUUGCUUGUCAAUGGAUUGGCCGAGGAGGCGAAAUGUGAAGACUUGAAAACGGUCGUCGUUGGUGAUGAUUUGGAGAAAUUCUUUCAGAUUGGGGCUCAGCUGCCUCCUCUAGAGAAGGAAGAGCUGAUAGAGUUUCUUAGGAAAAAUGUUGAUAUGUUCGCAUGGAGCGCUUACGAAGCCCCGAGGGUGGAUCUGAGCUUCAUCUGCCACCAUCUAAAUGUUAAUCCAUCUGUCACUCCCAAGAAGCAACCACCUCGAUGCUCAUCCAAGGAUCACUUUAACGCCAUCAGAGAUGAAGUGAAAAGGCUCAAGCAGGCAGGGGCUAUCAAGGAGGUUUUUUAG
Quercus lobata is the source of this 771-nucleotide messenger RNA. RefSeq lists its product as uncharacterized. The coding region runs from base 1 to 771 and encodes 256 amino acids. The transcript is spliced from 3 exons. Lineage: Eukaryota; Viridiplantae; Streptophyta; Magnoliopsida; Fagales; Fagaceae. The record is from RefSeq and is a predicted model, not a curated record.